Molecule: messenger RNA, 4257 nt
Organism: Syngnathus acus (greater pipefish)
Lineage: Eukaryota; Metazoa; Chordata; Actinopteri; Syngnathiformes; Syngnathidae
Gene: atxn2l
Product: ataxin 2-like
Exons: 23
Coding region: 582-3707 (1041 amino acids)
Biological process (GO): cytoplasmic stress granule assembly
Cellular component (GO): cytoplasmic stress granule
Molecular function (GO): RNA binding
Source: RefSeq, a predicted model, not a curated record
GUUUCCCAGUUAGCCGCGCGCGGAUUGAGUCAAGUGAACCAACCGAGAGGUGGUGCUGACCGUCCGCUGCAGGUUUUCUCUACGAAACCUGAAUUAUUUCACUUUUGGAAGCGACUGACAAGCAAGGCAAAGACUUUAUCUUUUUUUUAUUUUUAGUCGGGAGGUUUUGCCGGUGACGCCGUAGAAGGAAAGAAAGUAAAACACGGAGUGAAAGCGCCUCACUGCAUCUUUAGGAUCAAAGCUAAUGCUUAGCCACCUCGCCGUUUCUAAAUAAUUACACGAAAACUCGUGUCAGUUGAACCGUCGUUUGCUUUGUCAUAACCGCUGAUAUCACAAAGUACAUGUUCGGGGGCGCAUUUUGAGAGUGCACGACACAUUUGGUAGAAAUAGCAGGGGGGACAUUUUAGGCCACAAGCGACUGGUACUCGCUUAGCAAGAUUAGCUACCCUAGCCGGUACUGCUGAGGUGACACCGGCUCAACUGCUAAAGAUAGUUUACAACCGAAGCUACUUAGCGUCGGACGGUUAGUGUUUAUUAGUUUCGACACUUUUGGUACUGUCCGAACCCCGUGCUUCUUCACUAUGCUGAAACAACAGCAGCCCAACUCCGGCGGGAGAAAAGCGUCAAAUGGUACCACGGGCCCCCCCGGUAUGUCUUCUCCAAUAAGUGGCAGCAGCAGCAGCGGCAACAGGACGCCGGCCGGGAGGAAUCGAAGUACUGCAAAACCAUCAUUCCAGUCUUCUCCCGUUUUUGAGGGUGUGUACAACAAUGCUCGAAUGCUUCAUUUCCUCACAGCUGUUGUGGGUUCCACUUGCGAUAUAAGGGUGAAGAAUGGGAGUAUCUUCGAAGGCAUCUUCAAGACGCUAAGUUCACGGUGCGAGUUGGCCGUUGACGCCGUGCACAAACGGGAGGAGGAGGGCUCGACGUCGGCUCCACCGCGGAGGGAAGACAUCACCGACACCAUGAUCUUCAGCCCUUCCGAUUUGGUUACGAUGAUAUGCAAAGACGUAGACCUCAACUAUGCCACCAGAGAUACUUUCACCGACACGGCCAUCAGCUCCACGCGCGUAAAUGGAGAACACAAAGAAAAGGUGUUGCAAAGAUGGGAGGGAGGCGACAGCAACGGGGAGAGUUAUAAUCUGGAUGCAGAUGCAUCCAAUGGCUGGGAUGCCAACGAGAUGUUCCGCUACAAUGAAGUGAAGUACGGAGUUACGUCAACGUAUGAUUCCAGCCUUUCCAUGUAUACUGUGCCGCUGGAGCGAGGCAACUCGGAAGUGUAUCGACAGCGGGAGGCCCGUGCGACUCGCCUGGCCAGCGAGAUUGAGUCCAGCCCCCAGUACCGCCACCGCGUCGGCCUGGAGAACGACGAGGGCAAAAGUGAGGAGGACAAAUACAGCGCUGUGGUGCGCGACGGCACCGAUCGGGACAGAGGUCACGAGAGCCCUCGCGAGCGCGAAAGGGGUCGAGAUAGCCCCGGGGCCAGGGAGGGCAAGUACAUUCCUUUACCUCAGCGGCAAAGAGAGAUGAACCGGGAUCGAGUUGAGAGAGGCCCCGGCGGUCCCCCGCCUCACACUCGUCUUAGCGGGGGCUACCGCUCCACCCCCACGUCCUCCUCUAACUCAUCUCCCAGACCCCCGGCGGGGGCCCCACAACCCGGUGGCUCGCCAUCGGAGCGAAGCAGUCCCCUGUCAGGCCGAGGUGGGGUUUAUGUUGGCCACCACCCCCAAGGAAGCCCCAGCCCGGGUCCCGGCUCUGGUCCCGGCAGUCCAUACACACCCGCUUCGCCGGGGGCGGCGCCCACCUCCGCAGCCUCUCUCUCUGCCACCCCUUCGCCGACCAGCCCACCUGCCCCCCAUGGACAUGCAGUUCCACAUUCCCACUCCCUACCACACUCCCUGUCAGAUGCUGGUAGACCUGUUAAUGGAGUGGCUGCCAGGACUUCCCCCAAAGCUCAAAGACCUCCACAGUCGAGCAGAACAGUCCGCACUCCAAACGCGCAUUCUCAGUCCACUGCCACUCGCUCGCCAAAAUCAAGCUCUUCCCAGGACACGCCUUAUUUGGACACAUCGUCCAUCUCCUUGUCUGCGCAGAAGGCUUCAGGGCCCGCCCCCCUCUUUCCCGUAAAUGUGAACGAGAUCCUUUGCGCCGCCGCCAAAGAACGCGCCGCCGAGAGCACUGGUGGCACGGAAGAAAGCAAGAGCAACAAAGCCUCUUCAGUUCAACAAAGGUCACAAAUUGAGGAGCUACGGAAGUUUGGCAAGGAAUUUAGGCUCCAGCCAAGCGGAGGCAGCUCCAGCUCUCCUAGUUCCCCUGCAGCAGCGACUCCUCCCGCGGUCGGCGACAUCGCGCAGGCCGGCGCCGCCAAAUUGCCGUUAGACACUCACGCCGCUUCCGAACCCAAGCUGCAGCCCACCACCCCCAGUCCGUCUCAGCCGUCGCCGCUCCCGUCUGACGAAGCCUCCAAGGAAGCCGGCACACCCGGUGCCCCUAACUCGGUUGCAGCGGGAGCCAUUUCGGACAGGCAUUCACCAGCGGUCCCUCAGCCGGCCAGGACCCCGGGAAGUGAGGAGGGCACGUCGGAGCGCACUGAGGGUGUGGCAGACCAAGUGAAGAAAUCCACCUUAAACCCCAACGCUAAAGAAUUCAAUCCAAUCAAACCUCAGAUGCCUAUGACUAAACCCAACGCGGCGCCCACCCCGCCUCGACCCACUCCUCCGAGCCCCGUGGUCAUUCAGCACCCGGGUGGGCAGGGCCCACUCUACAACGCCCCCUACCUGUCCUAUGUGUCGCAAAUCCACUCUGUACAGACCCCGCAAAUGUACCAGUACACCAUGUCUGCGGUCAGCCAGGGAAAGUACCCCAGGACCAAGGGCUCUGUGGUGGCGCCGCGCUCUGACCAUGGCGCCUCAGCUCCCCCGAUGCUGCAAGCGGCAGCAUCAGCCGCCGGCGCCCCCCUUGUUGCGUCCCCUUACCCUCAGUCGUACCUUCAGUACAACCCGCAGCAGUAUGGCCAGCAGCAGGUCAUCCAGGCCAUGUCACCCUACCCUGGACAGCCUAUGUACUCCAUGCUGCAAGGGGGAGCUCGGAUGAUAGGGCAAGGCGGGGGUCCCCACCCGCAAGCCCUUGGCCCUCCUGGAGGCCCACAGUUCCAGACACAGGGGGAUGGGCCACAAGGCCCUCAGCAAGGCAUCUAUGCUCCCCAGUCUUUCUCCCACCACUCGGGAGCAGUACAUCAACCGCAGCCAUCCAGUACCCCGACAGGCAACCAGCCCCCACCCCAGCACGCUGCGCCCAGCCCUGGACAGAGCGCCCAGUCAGGCCCGCAGCCCCAGUCCUUGUACCAUUCAGGUCCACUGUCGGCACCGACCCCACCCAAUAUGCCGCCUGGCCACACCUCUCCGCAGGGCUCAUACCCAAUUCAGGGCUACAGCAUUCACGGUCACCAGGGCAUCCCGCCCACGUACCCCCUGGGACAGUUGGCGCAGGCUCAUGUACAAGGAGCCAUGUCAGGUCCCCACCACUCGGGGAGCCACGGUCAACCCCAGUUAGUGAUGCUGCAGCCUCCCCCACAGCAGGGGCCUGGCUCGGUGCCGCAGCACCCGCAGCACGGACCGCAGCAAGGGACACACCAACACUUCUACAUAGGACAUCCGCAAGCAAUGCAGGUUCAAACACACCCGGGCUCCUUCCAUCCACCUGGAAACUAAACUUCUAUCUCCCCAAACCAAAACGUUGCCGAGAUCGAGCGCCGACAUCCCCGCGGCCCGCCGGACGACGAGCCGACUGAACGUCCAAAUACGAGACUGACAGGAAAGCGCAGCGGGGAAGGACAAAGUCUCAUAGCACCUUCUUGUUUUACUUCUUCCUCUGCUGUUCUUGUUCAUUGGCCCCCGGAAGCGAAGAAGUUUAUUUUUAAUGCAAACAAUGACGAUAGCAAGAUGAUGAGCGUGGCAUCCAACCUCCCUGUUCAAAUCUUGCUCUCCUCUUCAAGUUCUUCCUUUUGUUCCGAGGCAGGAGCCAUCUUGCUCGCUUGGACCAGUCAGAGGACAAAUUGUUUCAUCUUCCAGCAGAGUGGUUUUGGCCUUGUUGGGUGUGUAGGCUUUUGGACCCGCAAACGGAAUGAAUACUUACUGCAUGACGGGAGGCGGCAUUUGAAGAGGAUGGGACUUUUAACAAAUCACUUCUUUCAACUCGCCUCGGUUAAAAAAGAAACAAAUCACCCACUGACCGUUCUUCUCUUCUUUAGGUUAAUAAAAU